AUGAUCCCGCAGUAAGUGCAAAUGAUAAAUGAUCUUUAAAAUUUUAGGUCCCAUCUAAGGAUAAGUAAAGCAAAUAGGACUUUUGAAAAUAACAAUGAUGAUUCAAUAGAGAGAUUAUAGAAGGAAUAUAAAGAGUUUAUUUAAAAUGAUAGGAGAAAUCAUCAGAGCUCAUAUAAUAUUCCAAAUGACUAGCCUCUUGAUCGAUUAGAAUCCUUUAUAGAUAGAAAGUUAGACUCUCGAAGCAGGAACUAUUCAAAUAAUAACAACAACAGCAGGAUCCAGUUAAAAAAUUUAAUGAAAUCUGAACCAAUGUAGGAUUUUAAUAGGGCCUCACAUGAAAGCACAACUCCAUAAAAGAGCAUUAAUAGUCAUAUAUUGCAAAAUAAUGUUACUCCUUACGGGUUUAAUCCUGAAUUAAAUUCAUAUAGGGCUCCUUCUCGAAGCUCAUCCUACAAUUAAGAGGCAUAUAGUAUUUCACACAGUUUAGGGUAUAAUUAGCAGGCAUAGGAAAAUUAUAGUCCAUCAAAAAACUAUUCUCACUUAGCAUAUGCAACCAAAUUACAGUAAUUAGAAAAAUAGAUAUUUGCUCAGCCCUACUAAUAUUAAAAUAUUUAGCAACCUAUUAACGAAAAUGAGUAGCAGUAAUUAGUAUAGCCAGAAUAUAAAUAAAACACUGUACCUAUAAUUAUUGAAAAGCCAGUUUUUAUUGAAAAGAAAAUAUACAUAGAAAAGCCUAUUUAUGUAGAAAAAGAGAUAGAAAUACCUGUUUACAAACCAGUUUAUAAAGAAGUAAAACAAGAAUUUCCUUAUUCUAAUCCAUAAUCAGAUAGAUCAAACUUAAAUUUGUUAGAAUAAACCCACUCAGUUCUCUCUUCCUCUUCAAAGAUUAUGAGUAAAAGCCCUUUAAAAAGAUAACAAACUAAUGAUAUUGCUUAUGCUUCACCACCAUUAAUAAACAAACCUUAAGAAGUGCCAAUACCAUAAAAAAAUAUACCUUCAAUCUCACCAGGAGUGUUAAAAAAAGCUAAAUUUGAAGGAUUAAGCUUUAUCUUUGAUGCAAUUAAAUAAAGUUUAGAGAAGAUUUUAAAUUUUAAUAGAGAUUUAAGUGUAGCACUUCUAGAAAACAAGCCCUCACAAUCAUCAGAUAAUUUAAAUUAUUUAGGUAUCAUUAACUCUGUUAAGGCAUUAUGUUUAGAUUUAAUGGGAGAUUUGGUAUAAAAUUUGAAAUAACAAAAUUUCACUUAGAAUGUGAAAUAUUUUAUUUAGAUUUACACAAAGGAAGAAAUAGUUCCUUGCUAAGGAUUCCAUCUUUUGUUUGAGCUUAAAAGAUUUUAAUUUAAUAGAUCUAAUAAUGUAGUAGGAAAGAGUUAUCAUAGAGAUAAUUUAAUCAUAUCUACAUUCUUUAUCAUAAGGAUUGUUAUAAAUUAGCUUUUGCUUAGAUAUAAAAGAUAUAAUCUUUAGCAUCAAGAAUAUGAUUUUACAUUUAACAAUGCAAAGAUUAUAGGAAGCGUAAUAUAUCACUUGAUUAGGCAUAACCUCCAAUAUAAUAAUCCCAAGCAUAAUAUAUAUAGUUAUAAAGUAGAGCCAUUGAAUGGAAACUUUUUGCUAGCGGAAGAUGAGCUAGAAUAAAUUGCUGAAAAGGUCCCUUCACUCUAUGGUGAAGACCAAAUGAUUUAUGGAAUGUUUGCUCAAAGUGAAAUAUAAGACAUAAUUAACGACGAUAAAUUUUUAAGAAAAUUUUACAAAUUUCAAGAAAAGUUUGUAUAAAUGAUAAACUAAUUUGCAAAGGAGUAAUGA
This is a messenger RNA of Tetrahymena thermophila SB210, 1797 nucleotides long. RefSeq lists its product as hypothetical. NCBI's taxonomy places the organism in Eukaryota, Ciliophora, Oligohymenophorea, Hymenostomatida, Tetrahymenidae. The transcript is spliced from 8 exons. The record is from RefSeq and is a predicted model, not a curated record.